AUGCGGCCUGUGCGUCCAGCCUGCCUUUGCUGCUGUACUGGCUGCUGCUGUGCCUGGUCCCUCUGUGCCUCCUCCCUUGUCGUCUCUGCCUCUCUAUGCUCUCCCCCACCCACCUGCCUCCUCCCAUCCCCUCUCCCCAACCCCAAACCCCGCAGCACCCUCGCCCUAUCCCCCCCCUCCAUACCCUCCCCUCCUAACCCCUGCGCUCCCGCCGUCGUGUCCCCCGCCACCUCCUCUCUCCCUCUCUCCCCGAACCAGCCCGCACCCAAGGGCUGGCCUGGCCCCACUGACCCUCCUGCUGUCGCCCCUGUUGACCUUCCUGCUGCUGCCCCUGCUGACCCUCUUGAUGCUGCUCUUGCUGUCCUCUCUCCUCUCCCAUACUGGCCUGCCCCUCCUGCCCCUGCUGGCCCUCCUGCUGUCGUCGCUGCUGUUGCUGUCUCCUCUCCUCCUCCCAGCCAGCCUGCCCCUGCUGACCCACACGCCGCUGCCCAUGCUGACCCCCCUGCUGCCGCCCCUGUUGACCUUGCUGACCUUCCUGGUGCUGCCGCUAUUGCCCUCUCUCCUCUCCCCUACAAACCUGCUGCCGCUGCCCCUCCUGGCCCUGCUGUUGCUGCUGCUGCUGCUGCUGCUGCUGCUGCUGCUGCCGCUGCUGCCGCUGCUGCUGCUGCUAUUGCUGCUGCUGCUGCUGCUGCUGUGAAGAAAUGA
Molecule: messenger RNA, 705 nt
Organism: Closterium sp. Naga37s-1
Lineage: Eukaryota; Viridiplantae; Streptophyta; Zygnematophyceae; Desmidiales; Closteriaceae
Source: the annotation of a GenBank genome assembly